This is a messenger RNA of Penicillium cosmopolitanum, 585 nucleotides long. RefSeq lists its product as uncharacterized. Lineage: Eukaryota; Fungi; Ascomycota; Eurotiomycetes; Eurotiales; Aspergillaceae. The transcript has a single exon. The record is from RefSeq and is a predicted model, not a curated record. Bases 1 to 585 code for a protein of 194 amino acids. Gene Ontology annotation, biological process: protein transport.
AUGGCUCAAGCUCAAGCACGAAAUGAGCAAGCCGACAUCAGCGACAAGGCCGUCGAGGCCGCAACCGAUUUCUUCCACCAAAUCUACUCGUUGAUCGAAACCGUCAUCAAGCGCUUCUUCAAGAACUCCUGGGCCUCCGUCGCCGAGAUGAGCGGCAAGCGCUGGACAAAGGUCAUUCUCAGCGUCGUCUUCUACCUUUGUGUACGACCCUACAUUGAGAAACUCUUCAAGUGGAUGCACGAUCGUGACCGCAAGAAGGAGAAGGCGAAGAAGGAGGCCGAGCGCGCUGCCUUCGGCAAGAAGAAGGCUAAGGUCUCGCCGAAUGCGCUGCGCGGCGGCGAGUCGGGCAAGGUUCUUGGCGAGGUAGAGGAUAGUGAUGAUGACCUUGUUGCUGAGGAGGGUGAGGAGGAUACCCUUGCGGCUGCUAGUGGGGUUCCGGAGUGGCAUGGUAUGGCUCGGAAGCGCCAAAAGAAGUACAUCAAGAACCUCCAGAAGCAAGGGCAGAAGGCGGAGAAGCUUUCUGAGGAGCAGAUCAUGGAGCUCUUGGAUUGGAGUGAUGAGGAGGCUGCGAAGAAGGAUGCUUAG